AUGGCAUCAUCUCCGGUCUUCGAGCCAUUCCUGCUGCCCAAUGGCUCCAAGCUAAAGAAUCGCAUCAUCAAGGCGGCCAUGGAGGAAAACAUGGCAGAUGUCGUCAAUGGAAACCAACCCUCGGAAUCACUGGUCAAACUCUAUAAAACAUGGGCAGAAGGCGGCUCCGCUCUGAUCCUUAGCGGCCACAUCAUGAUCGAUCCUCGCGCUCUUGGUAGUCCCGGCGACGUGGUUCUCGCAGAAGAUGGCCAUCCCCAAGAUCCAGAACGUUGGAAAUCCUGGGUCCAAGCUGCCAAAUCCAACGACGCGAAAUUCUGGCUCCAGAUCAACCAUCCAGGCAGACAAGUCCAAAAAGGUAGCGGAUUGCCAACGUAUGGUCCAUCGCCAAUAUCUCUCGAAAUGGGGUCGUUGAGCUCCAUGUUCGAAACACCUCUCGAAAUGAGCGAGGAGAAAAUUCAAGAUGUCAUCUCACGUUUCUGCUGGACGGCUAAAAAGGCCGAGGAGCUGGGCAUCGAUGGGGUCGAGAUACAUGCCGCGCAUGGCUAUCUGAUUUCCUCCUUCCUUUCGCCCAAGAGCAAUAAACGUACUGAUCGCUGGGGUGGCUCGCGCGAAAACCGUGCUCGGCUUUUGUUUGAAGUCAUCAAGGCCGUCCGCGGGGCUGUAUCGCCUUCGUUUGGUGUGGGGGUCAAGAUCAACAGCGCGGAUUACCAACGCGGAGGCUUCGACUCUGAUGACUUGAAGUGGACUGUGGAGCAGCUGAACGACAUGAAAUUGGAUUUCAUCGAAUUAUCUGGUGGAAAUUAUGAAUCGCCAGCAAUGUCAGGUGCGGGAGUAAAGGAUCACAAACAAUCCGAUCGAACGACUGCACGGGAGGCAUAUUUUCUCGRAGCCGCAGAGGAGCUCAAGACUAUUGCCAAAGUACCCUUGGUUGUAACAGGGGGAAUCACAAGAAAAGAGACUGCAGAUGCAGUUGUUGCCUCCUCUGAUAACGUUUUGGCUGGAAUGGGAACAGCACUCGGCAUGAUACCAGACCUUCCCAAUCGUUGGGCAGCCGGAGAGAAUCCGGUGUUCAAACGUUCGAAUUCCUGGCUGUUGCCAGCAGCUUUGCAAUCUAUCGGUGGUAUAGCCGGUGUGCAAUGGAAUCUCCAAAGCAUYGGCAAAGGAAAGGCAACCUGGCCUGAGGUCUGGCCUACUCUUGCCAUGGUCUGGACUCUCAUUAGUGGAAAGAGACACAUGAGUCAGUAUAAGAAAUGGGUGCGAAACCUGCCGACAAGUGUCGAGAAGGAAUAA
Messenger RNA from Ramularia collo-cygni, 1290 nucleotides. RefSeq lists its product as uncharacterized. NCBI's taxonomy places the organism in Eukaryota, Fungi, Ascomycota, Dothideomycetes, Mycosphaerellales, Mycosphaerellaceae. The coding region runs from base 1 to 1290 and encodes 429 amino acids. The transcript has a single exon. The record is from RefSeq and is a predicted model, not a curated record. Gene Ontology annotation, molecular function: FMN binding; oxidoreductase activity.